Spathaspora passalidarum NRRL Y-27907 is the source of this 1669-nucleotide messenger RNA. RefSeq names its product chaperonin-containing T-complex subunit (gene CCT2). Gene Ontology annotation, molecular function: ATP hydrolysis activity; ATP-dependent protein folding chaperone; ATP binding. Gene Ontology annotation, biological process: protein folding. NCBI's taxonomy places the organism in Eukaryota, Fungi, Ascomycota, Pichiomycetes, Serinales, Debaryomycetaceae. Gene Ontology annotation, cellular component: chaperonin-containing T-complex; cytosol. Bases 28 to 1608 code for a protein of 526 amino acids. The record is from RefSeq and is a predicted model, not a curated record. The transcript has a single exon.
AACUACUGUCAAUACCCAACUCCAAACAUGUCAGUGCAAAUAUUUAAUGAGCAGGCGACAGAAGAAAGAGCUGAAAAUGCCCGUAUGUCGGCUUUUGUAGGUGCCAUUGCUGUUGGUGACCUUGUCAAAUCCACAUUGGGACCUAAGGGGAUGGAUAAAUUAUUACAAAGUUCCACUAAUCCUGAUGCUGCCCUUGUUACCAAUGACGGAGCUACCAUUUUAAAGUCUAUUCCAUUUGAUAAUCCAGCUGCCAAAGUCUUGGUCAAUAUUUCCAAAGUUCAAGACGAUGAAGUUGGUGAUGGUACAACUUCUGUUACUGUUUUAAGUGCCGAAUUAUUAAGAGAAGCUGAAAAGUUAAUUGAGAAAAAGAUUCAUCCACAAACUAUCAUUGAAGGGUAUAGAAUUGCUAGAACCGUAUCUAUAGAAGCUUUAGAAAAGCAUGCUGUUAACAAUGGUGACAAUCCAGCUUUGUUUAGAAAUGAUUUAUUAAACAUUGCUAGAACCACCCUUUCCUCCAAGAUUUUAUCUCAAGAUAAAGAAUUAUUUUCAAAUUUGGCCGUCGAUGCUAUCUUGAGAUUGAAAGGUUCCACCAACUUGAAUAAUAUUCAAAUCAUCAAGAAAGUCGGUGGUAAGCUUUCUGAUUCAUAUUUAGAUGAAGGUUUUAUUUUAGAAAAGAAGUUUGGUAUUAGUCAACCUAAAAGAAUUGAAAAUGCCAAGAUUUUAAUUGCCAAUACUUCAAUGGAUACCGACAAAGUUAAAAUCUUUGGUGCUAAAUUCAAGGUCGAUUCUACUUCUAAAUUAGCUGAAUUAGAAAAAGCCGAAAAGGUUAAGAUGAAAAACAAGGUUGAAAAAAUUAAAAAGUUUGGUAUUAAUGUUUUCAUCAAUAGACAAUUAAUUUACGAUUACCCAGAACAAUUAUUUACCGACGCCAAGAUAAAUUCUAUUGAACAUGCCGAUUUUGAUGGUAUUGAAAGAUUAGCUUUGGUUACAGGAGGUGAAGUUGUCUCUACAUUUGACAAACCUGAAAAUGCCAAGUUAGGUUACUGUGAUGUAAUUGAAGAAAUCUUGAUUGGUGAAGACUCUUUCCUCAAGUUCUCCGGAGUAGCUGCCGGUGAAGCAUGUACUGUUGUUUUAAGAGGUGCCACUGACCAAGUUCUUGACGAAGCGGAAAGAUCUUUGCAUGAUGCAUUAUCUGUGUUAUCACAAACCACUAGAGAAACCAAAACUGUGUUGGGUGGUGGAUGCGCUGAAAUGUUGAUGGCUAAAGCGGUUGACCAAGCUGCUGCCAAUGAAACCGGUAAGAGAGCCUUGGCCGUGGAAGCAUUCAGCAGAGCCUUGAGACAAUUACCAACAAUAUUAGCAGACAAUGCUGGUUAUGACUCCAGUGAAUUGGUGACUAAAUUAAGAUCGUCCAUCUAUAACGGGAUUUACACUUCAGGGUUAGAUUUAAAUAACGGUACCAUUGGUGAUAUGAGAGAAUUGGGAAUAGUUGAGUCUUUUAAAUUAAAGAGAGCUGUUGUUUCUUCGGCUGCUGAAGCUGCUGAGGUCUUGUUACGUGUUGACAACAUCAUUCGUGCUAAACCUCGUACUGCUGAUAGAAACCACUAAUUGUAUAUAUAUACACCAGUAAUUUAUAGAUCAUGGAAAUAUAUAACAUCGGUAGAAUUGU